This is a messenger RNA of Eurytemora carolleeae, 564 nucleotides long. RefSeq lists its product as uncharacterized. Gene Ontology annotation, cellular component: membrane. Lineage: Eukaryota; Metazoa; Arthropoda; Copepoda; Calanoida; Temoridae. The coding region runs from base 32 to 553 and encodes 173 amino acids. The transcript is spliced from 4 exons. The record is from RefSeq and is a predicted model, not a curated record.
UACCAGAUUUCAGAAUAAUGGCAAAUUUAAAAUGGCGCUGAGUGUUCUGUUUGCCGUUCGUGGAUUUCUUGCCUUCGUGGCGUUCAUCGAGUUCGUUAACGCACUUAGAUCUCUUACUUCAAGUUUGUUUGUUGACGCAGAGGACAGAUUAGACGUGUCCUUUGUCCAGAACAAGAUAUUCGUCGGGUCCGAGCUCUCCCUUGCCGCGGAGUCGAUUAUUUCUCAACUAUUCGGCUUCUACAGUCUUCUUAACUCGUGUGUACUCCUGGUAUCUGCUGUGUUUACCCACUAUAAACCUGUUGUAUAUCUGGGAAUACUAGCUCUAGGUUUCAAGGCCGUGUUCUACAUUAUUCAAGGGUUUCUUCUCCGGACUAUUCCUUUAACUGCAGGUCUUCAGGUGCCUCUACUGAUAACUAUUCUAGCUCUUAGUGGACUUCUCUUUCUCUCCUGUAUCCUCCAGGAAGGUUCCAGGACUCCUGUUAUGGGAUCAGAGAACGAGGACCUACUCCGACAAAUGAGGUUUCCCAAAUCUCGUAAAUCCAAAAAUUUGUAAUUAACCUGAAG